Messenger RNA from Filobasidium floriforme, 702 nucleotides. RefSeq lists its product as uncharacterized. The transcript is spliced from 5 exons. The record is from RefSeq and is a predicted model, not a curated record. NCBI's taxonomy places the organism in Eukaryota, Fungi, Basidiomycota, Tremellomycetes, Filobasidiales, Filobasidiaceae. The coding region runs from base 1 to 702 and encodes 233 amino acids.
AUGACGAAGAAACUCGAUGACCAGGACAAGCAAGAUGCCAUCAAGAUCAUCUUGACUGGGUUCAACACCACCGGCAACUGGGCCGCCUACGAUGUUGCGAGCACGUUGCAAGGACUAGUCUCUGCCGAUGUCAAAGGUUCGUCCAGCAAUGGCGGGAGAGACCUCCACAUCGAAACGGUCAUCUUGCCGCCUACCUAUGAAGGCAUCUCCACAAAGGUUGCGGAGCUUCACGCGGACCACAGUUGGGACUUCUUGAUUCACGUCGGUCCCGGACAUGGUUCGAGCAACGAAUCUCGAAUCCCGAAAGGAGCGGAACGAAUGGGUUACGAUGAACUCGACGCGGAAGGACAGUUUGCGCCCAUGAUCAACCCGCUUCGAGGGACUCGCGGCCUGGAAGGCAAAGGUCGCAAGUGGCACACAACGGUCGAUGUGGACGGACUCGUUCGACAUCUCACUCAGACCAGAGGUCAUCAGGCGAUUAGCUCGUGCGACAACCCCGGCCUUGGUGGAACUGGCUUUGCGUACGCCAGUAGUCUCAAGGCUGCUAGCAAGAACGGCGACGGGGUCAGGCCGGUACUUUGCUUCCUGCGUCCCGGAACCGACAACGUCGAACCGUCUGGUUCUGCAUCGCAAACGAAAGAGAUCCUCCUGGACAUCUGCGAUUGGCUUGCAUCGAACACUUCGAAAGGAAAGUCUCAGUGA